GACAAGGCCGUGCGCUCUUACUAUGGCGUCUCCCACAGAACCGAAGAAGGUAACACGAGCCGUGCCGGGGCACCCACGCGACCAACCGCCGCCGCUGCUCGAUUCCGUGGACGACGCCGAGGGCCUGUACGUGGCUGUGGAGCGCUGUCCGCUCUGCAACACCGCCAGAAGGCGUCUCACUUGCGCUAAAUGCAUCCUGGCUGGGGAAUUCGUUUACUUCGACAGCCGGAACUCGGAGAGGUAUGUUGACAAGAUGGAACGGUUGAAACAUUUGAGGAAUGAGAAGGAAAAAUAUCAGCAACAAGUUAUAAAAGCUGUUGAAGGCAGGUGGAAAUCUGAUCAAUUGAAAUGGAAGAUUAUGUCAUGUAAAAUCAGGAUUGAACAGCUAAAAGAUGCGAUAUGUUGUGGAAAUGCAGAAGUCCAAAGAGAGAAGGAAUUAGUAUUUAAAAAUCAGGAAGAUAACCAAAAGUUGCAUCGUCGGGCACAACGACAUCAAGAAAAAAAGGACAAGAUUCAGAGACUCAUCCGUAAACUUGGUGAUUUGGUUGAGAAGAAAAAUAUUGAGUUCUGGAAUCGACAAGAACACCUAGCUCAUAACCGCUGCAAACACAUCCUAGAACUGACGCGUGUAAUUUUCCCACUACAAGAAGUGAAAAUAGGAAUGAGGGAUCCAGCAGAUGCAGCAUUUGAAUCCGACAGUGGCAUGACUUCGAGCACAGUGAGUGAGCUGGCAGAGGCAAGGAGAACUACAUAUCUCUCUGGAAGAUGGAUCUGUGAUGACAACAAUGGAGAAACCAAUAUAGGGAUUGUAGGCCGCUGGAUAUACCUACCCAGCAAUGGGGAUUAUUCAGCUUAUUAUAAUUGGGUGGAAGAGAAAAAGACUGCGCAAGGACCAGAUAUGGAGCAAAGUAACCCUGCCUAUACCAUCAGUGCAGCAUUGUGCUAUGCCACACAGCUGGCAAAUAUACUUUCUCACAUUCUUGAUGUAAAUCUUCCCAAAAGACUUUGCAACAGUGAGUUUUGUGAAGAGAAUAUGAGCAGAAAGAAGUUCAUUCGAGCAGUGAAUAAGCUAAACACAAACAUCCUACAUCUCUGUUUUUCACAGCACGUUAACCCUGAACUGUUGCAUCCCUUGCACACACUCCGAAAUAUUAUGCAUUUGGUCAGUCCUGAAAAUAAAAGUUUGGGCAAAUCUGGGCCUUUUGAAAUCAGUGCUGAUCUUGAAGAUUCCAUGGAGCUGGUUGACCCAAGUAUUGCUGCUCAGACAGAUGAAAGCGGUGAUGAAUAUGUAACUGAUGAAGAAACUGAUUUGGGAACAGAUUGGGAGACUGUACCCAGUCCUAAAUUUUACGAUAUCCCUUCUCAGCCUGUAGAAGUACUCCAAAGUCAAGCCAUGCUAGUAUCUCAGCCACUCAGCACUAGCAACAGCACAGGUGGUAUGAUCUCUUCUGCAGCAGCUUCUGUUACAUCAUGGUGGAAACAAUAUUAUGGACAUCGCUGAUGAUUUUGCUGCACUUGAACAUAAACUUCCAAUAAAAUGAAAAGGUGUGAAAACAACACAUGAAUAGUGCCUAAAAAAACACAAUAGAGUCAAUUGUGUUUCUCUGGCGCAAGCAUAAAACCAGCGAAAGCCACAAAUGACAGGACUGUGUUAGGUAAUAAUGGAAUGUCUUUGAUUCGCUCAGCAAAAAGUGUGAUUGAAACAAAUUGUUAAAGAGGGAACUAUCAGGAGCACUUUUUGGUAGAAGUAUUGCUCUUUUAUAUAUAAGUAAUGGUUGCAGUAAAUUUUGAAUCACAUAAUCAAUAUUACUUUGACCUUAAGAUCUGUAAGUGAGGCCUUCCCCCUCAAGUGCACUAAAUUAGUAGGAAGAAAUGUUUGGUAUGCAGUGUGUAAUUUAUGAUCAAAUUGACUUUCAAGUUGAUUAAGGAAUCCAAAUUUAAGAAUGGAAUGUAGAUUUGUUGAAUUCGAUAGAAUCAGGUUACCUCUUUAACUGUUUGCAUUGGUACUUCACCUUGAUUUUGCACGCAAGUUUGCUGGUGUGCUCAUGAUGACUGCCAUUACAAAUACCAGGUCAGUGAUAAAAUUUACUUUUCCUUAAAAAAAGCGUAACGAUAUUUUAUUGUAGAAAAAUGAAUCAAACAGAAGGCCUAUUAGCCCAUUCAUUGCCCCACCAUCCCCCAGGCCAGGUUCUCUUAUGUCCUUGCUCUUCUAUCUAAAGUAUUAUACUUCAGGUAGGACCUAAGCAGUUUAAAAUUUUAAGUGUAACUUCUUUUUUAUAUUUAAAGGUCUCUAUUAGUAAAGUCAUGAAUCCUGUAUACUUCACAACAGCCUUCUGCACUUGAUAAAGCAACUUAAAUUAUGUCCAUACACUCUAAGGUCUCUUUCUUCAUGUAGUUCUAAGAUGGUAAUUUUUGUCAGAAUAAGGGGCAAUAAUCAUUUCAAUUUGUUUAAAUUUAAAUAUAGUAAAAAGAGAAAUGUAGUAACAUCUUUAAAGUUAUCUAUAAACUUAAAUUCUGUACUGCUGAAAGUACGUAUUUCAAAUACAAUCUGCGUCUUCUGUUUCUAAUACUGGUCUUCCCUCCAGUCUUCAAAAAGAAACUUCUCCCUCAGCAAAUUCUAUAUCAAUAAAAUUGUCACUUUAAUCAAA
Stegostoma tigrinum is the source of this 2648-nucleotide messenger RNA. It is a transcript of the gene atg14, whose product is annotated as autophagy related 14. Gene Ontology annotation, cellular component: extrinsic component of phagophore assembly site membrane; mitochondria-associated endoplasmic reticulum membrane contact site; autophagosome. The record is from RefSeq and is a predicted model, not a curated record. The transcript has 10 exons. Gene Ontology annotation, biological process: cellular response to starvation; autophagosome assembly; mitophagy. The coding region runs from base 23 to 1501 and encodes 492 amino acids. Lineage: Eukaryota; Metazoa; Chordata; Chondrichthyes; Orectolobiformes; Stegostomatidae.